AUGGGUAAAGACAAAGUUAACAGGAUUCGAAGGAUCAUGAAUGAGAACCAUGCUGAUAUCUUUGCACUUGUAGAGACGAGAGCUAAUGAUGUUUGCAUUCACCGCCUUUGUAGCCAUUUUGCUAAGCUCUGGAAUUGGGUUGCAAUUCCAGCUCUUGGUUAUUCUGGAGCGAUUAUUCUUUUCUGGCGAAAAACACUUGGCAGGAUUUCUCUUGUUGCUCAUUCUCACCGUGCCCUGCAUCUAAUAUUUUCUUCUUCUGCAGAUCAUCCCUGGAUCAUCUCGGUGGUGUAUAAUGCUCAGCAAGUUGCAAUCCAACGUAAGCUUUGGAAGGAGCUUGCGUUGCUACCGAAACUUGAUCUUCCUUGGAUUGUCUUGGGUGAUUUCAACGCUAUCACUUCGUCCUCUGAACAUAAGGGGAGUAAUUUCAAUUAUUAUGCUAGAAAGACUUUUUUCUUCACUAAAUUUAUUUCUGAUAAUGCCCUUUUUGAUGUUAGUUUUUCUGGUGCUUCGUUUUCUUGGUGUAAUGGGCAACAAGGUCUUGCGAGGCGGUGGGCUCAUCUUGACAGAUGCCUGGUCAAUGAUCUUUGGUUAGCGUGUUCUAACUCUAUUCAUAUUAAAUACUUGCCUAAGAUCUUCUCUGAUCAUUCUCCCAUGCUUAUUAGUAUUGCUGAUGCCAAUCGUAUUCCUCGUGGCAUCUUUCGCUUUGAAAAUUAUUGGUUGGAGUAUGCUAAUUAUAUUUCAGAAAUCCGUAAAGCCUUAUCUCGCACUGCCCAUUCUAACCCUAUGCAUGCUUUCUAUCAUAUUUUGGCUCAGGUUAGACGUUGUGUGUGUGAGAUUAGGCAUUUGGGUCUGGGUGCUCUUGAUAGGGAAAUUAAGAUAAUUGAAGGUCAGCUCCAAGCUCUAGAAGUCAAUGAUAGAUUAAGCUCCAAUUUUGACCCGAUCUCUUUCAGGGGUUUACAGAACAGAUAUAGAGCUUUGUUGAGACAGUAUCACAGCAGGUGGGCUCAAAAAUCUAGGUUAAAUUGGGUUAUGAGUGGGGAUAUGAACUCGGCUUUCUUUCACAAGAAUGUUAGGGUUCGUAGACACCAUAAUGCCAUUUUAACCAUUUCUGAUUCCAAUGGCAGGUGCCUUAGUGAUUCUCAACAAAUUGAAACUGCUUUCCUGGACCAUUUUUCCAAUCUUUGGAAUAUUUCUGAUCCUAGGUCUAUUGAUUUGGUUGUAGAAGCUUUACCCCCUGAUUUACCUACUCUUUCUAAUGAUCAGCAAAUUUCUUUAUCUAGGUUUGUUACUAAGGAGGAAAUUUACUCUACCUUUCUCUCCAUCCCUGGUGGUAAAUCUCCGGGUCCUGAUGGAAUGAAUGUUGAAUUUUAUAAAUUCUUUUGGACUGACAUUGAGAAUCACUUGGUUCCUGCUAUUGAAUAUUUUUUUCAGAAUGCUGUGAUGCCUAGAGCUUGGGGCAAAACCUAUAUUACUCUAAUUCCUAAGAAAGAGCACCCUAAAUUUACUUCUGAUUUUCGCCCGAUCUCAUUGUGCAAUGUUGCUUAUAAGAUUGUUACUAAGAUUCUUGCCAAUCGUAUCAAAACUGUCAUUGCCUGUUUGGUUGGUAAAGAGCAAAGUGGUUUUGUGCCGGGUCGCUCUCCUGUUGACAACAUUAUUGCAGUUCAAGAGAUUAUCCACUCUAUUAAUCAGGAGAGGACCUUCCCCCCUAGGAUGAUGAUCAAGGUGGACAUCGAGAAGGCUUAUGAUACCCUAAAUUGGAACAUCAUUUUGGCCACGUUAAUUAAAAUGAAUUUCCCUCGCGUCUGGAUUUCUUACAUUAAGGCUUGUCUUGAAGCUACCUCUUUUUCUAUUCUCUUGAAUGGGAAGCCUUCCCGUUGGUUCAGACCCUCCCGUGGGGUCAGACAAGGGGACCCUCUUUCACCCUACAUUUUCAUUUUGGUUGCUCAAAAUCUUACUGCUAUUAUGAAUCAUGCCCAAUCCCUUGGUCUUAUCCCAGGUUACUCUAAUUUAUUGACUCAUAACUUCAAUCACCUUAUGUAUGCUGAUGACCUGAUUUUGAUCAUCACUGCUUCUAGAAAGGCUGCCAGAAAUAUUGUUACUUGCUUAAAUCUCUAUGCUCAACUCUCUGACCAGGUUCCGAAUAAGUCUAAAUAUGAGGUUUUCCUUCCUCAUUGGUUUAACAAAUGGGUUUCUACUCGUAUCUGCUCUAUUCUCAAGUUUAAGUUAGGCAAAUCUCCUUUUACUUACUUGGGUGUGCUUAUUUCUCCUAAACGCCUUGCUGUUGCUCAUUUUGAAUUCAUGGUUAACCGGCUUAAUGCUGUUGUAGCCAAUUGGGGUAAAUCCAAACUCUCUAAGGCUGUGUACCCCAUUCCUGAUAAUGUCCUUAAUAAGUUAUCCAUGAUUGCUAGGAAAUUCCUAUGGGCUAACUAUGAUCAUGGUCAGGGGAUGCCUAUGCCUCCGCAGAAUUGCUCGGCUUUUUUCCGUGGUCUUUGCGGCAAUGCCAAUGUUCUUAAACCUUUCCUGUGGAUUAACUGCCUUAACCCAUAUCAUCCUUGGAUUUUUGACAUACCUAUUGCCUUUAAACCGGUUUUCUUUAACAUGGAUAUGCCUGUUGAGGAUCUUCGCAUUGGUGAUUGUUUAAAUAAUUGUAAUUGGAAUGUGACAGCUCUUAAUCUUAUUUUUGGUUCCAAUUGGAAUUCUCCAAUCUUGUCUCAUGGUAAGAUUAGUGUUGAUGGUGAUUCUCACUGGGUUUGGUUUCCAGAAUCACAUGGUACUAAACUUUCUUCUAACAUCUACAAGUUUCUUAACAAGAACCCAUGCUUUGAGCAGCAGUGGAUUGGCUGGUCUAAUAUCUGGAAACUUCGUGUUGCUCCUAAAACUAAAACUUUUAUCUGGAUGUUGAUGCAUAACAAAAUUAAAACUUAUGAAUUUAUGUAUCGGCUAAACCUUGGUCCUCCUGAUCCAUGUGUGUUUUGUGGUUUGGUUUUACAAAGCUUUGAUCAUCUUUUUAAAUAUUGCCAUGUUAGUGUUCGGGUUUGGAAGACUGUUGAAACUCUUGCUGACAUUACUGUCAAUCUUCUCAAUUUGGUUGAUGGUGGUGUUUGGCUUGAUUUCAGUUCCAAUGGUAACUCUUUAUUUUUGGCUUCUCUUAUUGCUGCUACUCUUUGGCAAAUUUGGAAAAGCAGAUGUAACUUGAUUUUUAGGCAUGAUUCCCUGGAUAUUUCCAAGAUGGCUAAUCUGGUGAUUCUUCAUGUUAAGGAUUUUGCUGUCAGCUCUAAUAGUCAUUUGAUGCGGAAUUAUAUGAUGAACAACAAACCUUGCCCUGGUGCUUUAGGUGUUUUCUCUGCUGCAGCUUGGAACAUUGCUACAGGUAAGGGUGGUUUGGGCUUCAUGGUUAUCAAUUCUAAUGUCACUGUGUGCUGUGCAGGUUUUUGCCCCUCUAGUCUGGCCGAUAGUUUAGAUAUGAAUUUGAAGGCUCUUUGCUGGGCUCUGGAUUAUAUCAUUAUUUCAAGGGAGUGCUGUUCCAACAUCUUCAUCAGCUCUGAGGACCUUUGGAAGAAGAUUAACAAUAACGAGGGCUUAGUUUCUUGGCGGCAUGAUAUAUCCUUGGAUUGUCUGCGCCGGCUUCUUCUUCAGUUGAAUCAGCCUCGGAUUGAUGCUAUACCUCAUUACUGGAAUCGGGUUGCUGCGGCAUUGGCUGGCCAUGGGAUGCAAGCUUCUCAACUUUCACUCUUUCAUAUGGGAAUGGAAAAGCCAAAAUGGCUGAUGAAAUUAUCUCAUCAAUCUGGCUUUGCUAUUUAG
Messenger RNA from Dioscorea cayenensis subsp. rotundata (Guinea yam), 3801 nucleotides. RefSeq lists its product as uncharacterized. The transcript is spliced from 3 exons. Bases 1 to 3801 code for a protein of 1266 amino acids. The record is from RefSeq and is a predicted model, not a curated record. Gene Ontology annotation, molecular function: catalytic activity. NCBI's taxonomy places the organism in Eukaryota, Viridiplantae, Streptophyta, Magnoliopsida, Dioscoreales, Dioscoreaceae.